AUGUUCAACAGGAGAUCUUCUGCUGGGUCGAAGCUCAGCGAACGGCGAGUUCAUCGCCCUCCGCGCUGGUCAACGAGGAUCCUUACCAGCUCAGCUUUUCUCAUCUUCAAUGUGACGCUGAUCACUCUUAACACCUUCUGGAUGGGUAUCCAUGCCGACGGCUUUGUGAUGCGUGAACAUCAAGUCAUUGACAACCUUGAUGUGUACUACGUGGUCGAGAGCGUCUUUACAGGCCUCUUCUUUGCGGAGCUUCUGAUCCGCCUCUUUCACUAUGCAAAGUGGCAGCUGUGGAAAGACCCGCUGCUGCUCCUUGAUACCGUGGUGAUAGUGAUCCCAGCAGUGGAAAUGUGGAUUUGGCGACCACUGUCAAGACGAUCGUUGGACAACAUCGCCACAACAACUGUCAUGAGUCUGUUUCGCGUCUGCCGGAUUGCACGAGGCAUCAUGACACUGGCGAGCAUCAAAUGGCUCCGACCACUAUAUUUGUCCGCCAUGGGUUUGAAGCACUCCCUCAGCUACGUGUUCGCCAUGGGCAUGUACUUGGCUACAAUGUUGUUUGCCGCCUCCGUGCUCUUGUGCGAGCUCGUGGGUCCCAGCAGUCCUGUCCACAUCAGCCUUCCGGUCGUGAUCCGUACUCGCUUCUCUUCCGUGGCUUCUGCCUACCUUACAUUGGUGGAGUGCUUGCUGGGAGGUGUGGAGUGGGGGCCACAGCUGGCAAACACCUUGCUCUUCAGCACGGGCACCGCGAUCAGCGGGAUCGUCUUCUUUGGCUUCCUUACAUUUGGCGUCAUGCUGUGGCUGAACAUUGUGAGAGGGGUCUUCGUGCACCAGGUGGACCAGUCUUUCGAGUUCACGAAUGUCACGAAGUUCAAGGAUGCUGAGCUCCAGCAGCUGACCCAGGAGCUCCUCAAGCAUUUCGUCAGAGCCAUUCACGACAUGGACAGAGAGAACACCGGCGCGAUCUCGUUUAGCGACGUUUCUGCUGUGUUGCCUCACCAUUUGGACGAACUGGCGGAUGUGGGCGUCGGUCUCCCCGAAGCGAGGAAGAUCUUCCACGAGCUGGACACGACCUCCACGGGGUAUGUCUCGAUCUCACUGUUCAUCAGCCGAAUCGAGGACUACAUGAAGUACAAGCCUGUUGAGGUUCUCAUCUUCGAGAACCAACAGUUCAGGCUUUUGCAGCUCAUCAAGAAACUUGGGAAACGGAACUUAAAAAGCUUCUCCAAGGUGUCCCAAAGCCUCGAGAUCAUGGCGUCUGAUUUGGCUCAGGCCUUUGCCACAAAAGAGGAGAUGCCAGCUUCUAUCGACGAGCAGAUCGAGAAGCAGCGCGGGCGGGUGCGGGCGUCUGCGAUAGUUUCAAACGCGGAGGCAGCACGAGAGCUGGACGAAAAGAUCUUGUCGAACGAGGCCUCGCCAAGGUCGGCGAGGCCCUGGGCGGCGCAGGCCCAGGGGAAGCCUUUGACCAGCAGUGCAAACUUCAUCAUCGACAUGUGGCAAGAGCUGCUCGGCAUCGCUUUGCCUGGGCUUGUGCAAAGACGGGCCGCCGUAAUGUCUCCGGAUUUAGGUCCUUCAGGUGCAAAGCACUUUGAGGGCAGCAUGUUUAUUGAGCACCAGGAGCAGAGCAAUCAGUGCAGGUGCUGCUUCUCCACGAAACAGAAGGCAGACGAGGAGGAGACCACCGACGGAUUCGUGACAGAGCGUCGCGAUGAGAUCCAGCUGAGCAAGCCGGCUAUUCCCAGCGCGUCCGGUGAGGCGAAGAAGGCACCAUCUUCCCCUCGGCCCUUGCAGGGCCAAGGCCACGAGCUGGCUUCCAGCGGCCAAGACGAGGCACAAUCGUCUCCGUUGGCUCAGCUUGUGACGCAGGCUGACGAAAAGCCUUCGCAGCUCGCGGAGGAACAGCCUCAGCACACAGUGUCACCCAAGCGCGAACACAAAGGGCCCUUACCGCAGCAAGCAAUUCCGCUGCUGCCACCGCAGGACCCGACGUUUCGCGGCAGAAAAACACUAGUCUUAGACUUGGACGAGACGCUUGUGCACAGUUCAUUUACGCCAGUCAAGUGUGAUUUGGUGCUCAGCGUGUUUCUGGGGAACGAGGAGCACAAGGUUUACGUGAGGAAGAGGCCCGGCGUCGAUGAGUUUCUAAAUGCCGUCGCCAAGCUUUACGAGGUUGCAAUUUUUACAGCUUCCACUGCACUCUAUGCGAAUUCUUUGCUGGACGUGCUGGACAAGUCUGGAUGGAUCCAACACAGGCUGUUCCGCGAAGCUUGCACAAGAUACAAAGAAGGCUACGUCAAGGACAGGAGUCAAGCGGUGUGA
Molecule: messenger RNA, 2316 nt
Organism: Symbiodinium necroappetens
Lineage: Eukaryota; Dinophyceae; Suessiales; Symbiodiniaceae
Source: the annotation of a GenBank genome assembly